Molecule: messenger RNA, 1077 nt
Organism: Apodemus sylvaticus (European woodmouse)
Lineage: Eukaryota; Metazoa; Chordata; Mammalia; Rodentia; Muridae
Exons: 6
Source: RefSeq, a predicted model, not a curated record
AUGCUGAGAGAGGACAACCGAGUGAAAAGUGUGAGAAACACUCAAGAAGCCAAUAGGAGGAGGGGGCCGAGGCAGGAAGGCCGAAGAUCCUCAGGUCCUUCUGAUAGCCCAUGGAUUGAGCCUGAAAUCUGGAUCUUCCUGCAAGAGUGGGAAGUGGUGGAAUAUAAAAUGGGGAAGCCAGGCGAGAAAAUGUUCCAGAAGGCCAAGUCCCUUAGCAGGCGCCUCUCUAAGCGGCGUCUGAGGAAGAGCUGGAAGAGCUGUCUUGGUCUGAUGCUGCAGAUGAAGGACCUGUAUGAAACUCUCUGUCAUGAGAGGGCAAGGCCUGACCCCUUGUUUUCUCCUUAUGCAUGGGACCUGGACAAGAUCUUGGGCCACAGGUCCCAGAGAGGCCAUUUCCCAGGUCCUUGGUGUGAUGGGCGUGGUUUCCUCCCUGCAGACCAAACUCCUUACCUCUGCAUUGGUGGGGCUGACUCUCCAGGUCCUUCCCCUAGCCCGUGGACAGACCUUGAAAUCAGGAUCUUCCUGCAACAGUGGGAAGCAGUUGAACUCGGCCACCCAGGCCAGAAGAUGGAGAAGAAGACCAGCGCAGUUUUCUAGCGUCUCCAUCAGAUGGGCCUGAGCAAGACCUUCGAAAGCUGUCUGGACCUGAUGCUCAGCCUGCAGGAUCUGCACAGGACUCUCUGUAAUGAGAGACCAGGGACCAUCCCCUUGUUUUCUCCUUAUGCAGAAGCUCUCUACAGGAUCUUGGGCCACAAAUGUCAGGGAGGCCCUGUCCCAGGUGAUGCUCUGUAUGGAUGGUCUGGGAACUCCCUGUCUUCCAUGGAACCUCAACAUCCAAUGGUGAUGCCAUCUCCAGUAUACCAGUCUUGGGAUGAUGACAUGUCUGCACCUUCUGCACAGCUCCAUGGGAACCCAUCCCUGAUGAUGUCCAGUCAGCAUUCAAUGUUUCCCAGCAAGGAAGCCUGGAAUGCUACCUAUCCAUUGACAGUUCCACAUGGACUUCCCGCCUCUCUCCCUGGAGACACCAACCUUCAGAUGCCAUGGUCAACUUGGGAUGACACCUCAAGUUCUCAGUGA